This is a messenger RNA of Adelges cooleyi (spruce gall adelgid), 2559 nucleotides long. Its product is annotated as zinc finger protein 271-like. The record is from RefSeq and is a predicted model, not a curated record. The coding region runs from base 1 to 2559 and encodes 852 amino acids. Lineage: Eukaryota; Metazoa; Arthropoda; Insecta; Hemiptera; Adelgidae. The transcript has 7 exons. Gene Ontology annotation, cellular component: nucleus.
AUGACAGAAUCUCACAUUAACGUUGAACGUACAAAUAUUGAAGAAAACACCGAUAGAACAAGCUCUAUUUUACCGGUAGAAAAUAUAAUAAAAGAAGGAGAAAAAGAAAAUGAAGAAGAAGGAUAUAUAUUGUUGGAAAUAGGACCAAUGAAAAUUCCUGAGGAGACAACAUGUCUGAACACACGUACAUACACUUGCAACAACUGUCAUAAGCCAUUCACUACUAAAAAACAAAUUGCCUGUCACUUAAAAAAAUGUCCCACCGUGGAUGUCCAAACCAGGCCUCGUGUACAUUUAAAAAAAAAGAACAACAUGGAGAACAUUGACGUAGCCGAAACGAGGAAUGUUAAAAUUGAAGUGGAUGUGAUAGACGAUAAUGUUUACUUUGAGAGCCUAAUAGAGAUAGUAAAUCACGAAAAUGUGCUGGACGUACAACCGACGGAAAACAUUAACAAGCUCUAUUUUACCGGUAGAAAAUAUAAAAAAGAAGGAGAAAAAGAAAAUGAAGAAGAAGGAUAUAUAUUGUUGGAAAUAGGACCAAUGAAAAUUCCUGAGGAGACAACAUGUCUGAACACACGUACAUACACUUGCAACAACUGUCAUAAGCCAUUCACUACUAAAAAACAAAUUGCCUGUCACUUAAAAAAAUGUCCCACGUGGAUGUCCAAACCAGGCCUCGUAAAGAACAACAUGGAGAACAUUGACGUAGCCGAAACGAGGAAUGUUAAAAUUGAAGUGGAUGUGAUAGACGAUAAUGUUUACUUUGAGAGCCUAAUAGAGAUAGUAAAUCACGAAAAUGUGCUGGACGUACAACCGACGGAAAACAUUGUGAAGAAAGAACUUACACACAGCUGCCAGAAUUGUCAAAUGUCAUUUGCUACUCCAACAAAAUUAAGGAUUCAUAUGACAGAAUCUCACAUUAACGUUGAACGUACAAAUAUUGAAGAAAACACCGAUAGAACAAGCUCUAUUUUACCGGUAGAAAAUAUAAUAAAAGAAGGAGAAAAAGAAAAUGAAGAAGAAGGAUAUAUAUUGUUGGAAAUAGGACCAAUGAAAAUUCCUGAGGACAACAUGUCUGAACACACAAUAAGCGAAAUUCUACGGGAUGAAGAAAAAAAUGACAUUCUGAUGUCAAAGAAAAGGGAAGAAAGCGACAAAACGCUGGAAAAUAUUGCGAAUGAAAAACGUCUAUUUCUAUGCUGUACGUGCGGUGAAGUAUAUACCAGCCGAGACAAAAUCACUGAUCACUUGUCAAACAAACACACUCCUAAACGUUAUUUAAACAAGAGGAAAAAAUGUCGCCGACCAAAGGUAGGGUGGCUACUGACGUUUUUCGGACACGGUAAGAAAUACUACAAAUGUAUGUGGUGCGUUAAAUGUUUUAAAAGCGUGUCCAACAUCAACCAACACAUGAAGAUCCACACCGGCGAAAAACCCUAUUCUUGUGCCGUGUGCUCGAAGGGGUUUAUUCAGCGGUCUUGUCUCAAAGUGCACGGGCGCAUGCACACCGGCGUCAAGCCGUUCGUGUGCGACGUUUGUGCUAAACAAUUCAAUCAGAAAAUCGAGCUGAAAGUGCACGAACGCUCGCACAUGGGCGAAAAACCUUUCAGGUGCGACGUGUGUUCCAAAUGCUUCACCUGCUCGUCGAACCUGAUCCGGCAUCGGAAAGCGCACACCGGAGAGAAACCCUUCAAGUGCGACGUAUGCGCCAAAGGGUUCACGCAGAAGGUCUCUCUGACGGUGCACACGCGAAGUCACACGGGCGAGAGGCCGUACAAGUGCCCGGUGUGCGGCAAGGGUUUCACUUGCUCUUCGAACUGCACCAAACACCACAGACUGCACACCGGAGAAAAGCCGUACGCGUGCGAGUAUUGCUCGAGCAGUUUCGCCGAAAAGGCCUCGCUGACCGUACACGUGCGCGGUCACACGAACGAAAGACCGUACGAGUGCGAGGUGUGCAACAAACGUUUCACCGCCGCUUCCAAUCUGAUGAGCCACCGGAAAUUGCACACCGGCGAGCGGGCGUACAAGUGCGCCGACUGCGAGGAAUCGUUUGCCCAGAAAAUGCACCAGCAGGUGCACUGCCGCAUCCACACGAAAGAAAGGCCGUACACGUGCGGCACGUGCGGCACGUGCGGCAAGGGGUUCUCGCAUAGGUCCAAUUUGAGAGCGCACGAGAAAACCCACAACCCCGAGAAAACGUACGGCUGCGAGGUGUGCAAGAAAAUGUUCACGUGUCUGUCCAAUCUGAUCAGACACCACGCGGUGCACACCGGCCACAGACCAUACCAGUGCAAAAUCUGCGACAGAAAGUUCGCCCAGAACAUGCACCUGACGAUGCACAUCCGCGUGCACACGGGCGAGAAGCCGCACAAGUGUUCCGUGUGCCAAAAAGCAUUUGCCAGCAAGUCCAACUUGACGAUGCACGAGCUGGCGCACAGCAAGGAGAAACAAUUCUCGUGCAAGUGGUGCAACGCGCGCUUCAGUUUCAGCACCAACAUGCUGAGACACCAGAAGAUGCACACCGCCGGCCAGAAACCGUACGAAUGUGCCAUAUGA